AUGGCGAGUUUAGCAUCAUCUGCGUUUAGGCAGGCGGGCCGCCGCCUUGGCCCCCGAAAUACGUUGUCAUCGAGGAUCUGGCAGAGCUAUUCCAGGAUCGCAUCCCCCGUCCUGCCCUCUAUCGCUCGUCGGGGCUACGUGUCGGAGUCGAAGAAGGACGAGGCUCAGGCUCUAGGCGAGGCCGCCAUCAAGGUGAACAAUCCGCCAUUCUCUUCAUCCUCUGCUGCGGCAGCUCAGGCCCGAGAUCCCUCGACGGGCUCGAUUUCUGGCCUCGUCAAGGACGCUUCCAUAUUAGAUCAGGGCGCUCGCCCCAUUUACCUCGACAUGCAGGCGACUACCCCGGUCGAUCCUAGAGUCCUGGAUGCCAUGCUUCCCUUCUAUGUCGGUGAAUAUGGCAACCCCCAUUCACGGACCCACGCCUACGGCUGGGACAGUGAGAAGGCCGUCGAGGUUGCCCGCGCCCAUGUGGCGAGUCUCAUCGGAGCCGAUCCGAAAGAGAUCAUCUUCACCAGCGGCGCUACCGAGAGCAACAAUAUGAGUAUCAAGGGUGUUGCGAGGUUCUUCAAGCGAUCGGGCAAGAAGAACCACAUCAUUACCAGCCAAACCGAGCACAAGUGCGUCCUCGACAGCUGCAGGAAUCUCCAGGACGAGGGCUUCGAGGUCACCUACCUCCCUGUGCAGCCCUCGGGUCUCAUCAAACUGGAAGACCUCGAGGCUGCUAUCCGACCUGAGACCUGCUUGGUCAGUAUCAUGGCUGUCAACAACGAGAUUGGUGUUAUUCAAUCGCUCGAGGAAAUUGGAAAGCUCUGCAGGAAGCACAAGGUCUUCUUCCACACCGACGGCGCACAAGCCGUUGGGAAGAUCCCCCUCGAUGUCAAUGCUAUGAACAUUGAUUUGAUGUCCAUUUCCUCGCACAAGAUCUACGGCCCCAUGGGUAUUGGUGCCUGCUACGUCCGCAGGCGACCCCGUGUCAGAUUGGAGCCCAUUAUUUCUGGCGGUGGCCAAGAGCGAGGCUUGAGGAGCGGUACCCUUGCGCCGCCUCUAGUUGUCGGUUUCGGCGAGGCCUGCCGCAUCGCCAAAGAUGAGAUGGAGUAUGAUUCGAAGCGCAUCAAGUUCCUCUCCGAUCGUCUCCUCAACGGUCUCCUCUCCAUGGAGCAUACGCAUCAGAAUGGUGAUCCCAACCACUUCUACCCCGGCUGUGUGAACGUCUCCUUCGCCUACAUCGAGGGCGAGUCCCUUCUCAUGGCGCUCAAGGAUAUUGCCCUGUCGUCCGGAAGCGCCUGUACCUCGGCUUCUCUAGAGCCUAGCUACGUCCUCCGCGCGUUGGGCAGCAGCGAUGAGAGUGCCCACAGUAGCAUCCGCUUCGGUAUCGGACGGUUUACGACCGAAGACGAGAUCGAUUACGUCCUUGAGGCCGUGAGGAACCGAGUCCAGCAUCUUCGCGACAUCAGCCCUCUCUGGGAGCUUGUGCAAGAGGGUAUCGAUCUCGACACGAUCCAAUGGAGCCAGCACUAA
Molecule: messenger RNA, 1515 nt
Organism: Scedosporium apiospermum
Lineage: Eukaryota; Fungi; Ascomycota; Sordariomycetes; Microascales; Microascaceae
Exons: 3
Coding region: 1-1515 (504 amino acids)
Biological process (GO): [2Fe-2S] cluster assembly
Cellular component (GO): nucleus; mitochondrion; cytosol
Molecular function (GO): cysteine desulfurase activity; pyridoxal phosphate binding
Source: RefSeq, a predicted model, not a curated record